Hyposmocoma kahamanoa is the source of this 5530-nucleotide messenger RNA. RefSeq names its product protein pangolin, isoforms A/H/I/S (gene pan). The record is from RefSeq and is a predicted model, not a curated record. The coding region runs from base 477 to 2078 and encodes 533 amino acids. Gene Ontology annotation, biological process: regulation of transcription by RNA polymerase II; canonical Wnt signaling pathway. NCBI's taxonomy places the organism in Eukaryota, Metazoa, Arthropoda, Insecta, Lepidoptera, Cosmopterigidae. Gene Ontology annotation, cellular component: beta-catenin-TCF complex. The transcript has 12 exons. Gene Ontology annotation, molecular function: RNA polymerase II cis-regulatory region sequence-specific DNA binding; DNA-binding transcription factor activity, RNA polymerase II-specific.
GGCGUGUUGUGUUGGCUCGUAUACUCUCACGCCAACCAAAACUACCGGCCGAUAAACAAAAUAAUGACCAGUGUACCACAUUACGUGCAACGCGAGUGCAAUAAGCGACAACAGUGUGUGAUAACGAGAAUGUAACGUGCGUGUUGUGUAUCAAGCAGUGCGUUUUUGAACGUGUUUUGGAGUUCGCGGCGCGUGGACAGCCAUGCCCGUCGUGUUUAGAUGCAAUCGAGCGCAAUUAACAAGCCACCUCAAUAGCAUUUUAAUUUUCACGUGACAAAAGUUAUCUGUGAUCUCAUUUUAUCAUUUAAGUACCAAAAAAACCCUCAAAAAUCCGCAAAAAGGCGUCUAACUGAUAUUUAAAAAAAAAGAAUUAUCGAAAGUGGAAUUUGAAACUUCGAACACGAGAGCGUAGUGUUGUACCGUCAUGGAUGACAGAUAGUGUGGUUUAGGGAUGGGAUAAUGUGGGGGUGGUUUGGAUGGUGAAAAUGCCUCAUGCGCAGUCGAGUUCGGCUGCGAGCUCGGGCGGGGACGACCUGGGCUCCACGGAUGAGGUCAAGGUCUUCAAGGACGAAGGGGACGGAGAAGACGAGAAACGGAGUUCCGAGAACCUUCUUGAGGAGAAGUCCAGUCUCAUUGAUUGGACUGAGAGUGAGGAGAAAUCCGGUGAACCGUAUUCCGGUAAACUCUCAGUGAAGUCGGAUCUUAGUCCGGUUUUUAGUAAAUUUGAGCACCCAGCGGCGGGGUUCAACAUGGGCUACCUCGUGGCGCCGUACCCGUACCCCAACGGUGGUGCCCAUCCGCUACCCGUCUCAAUGACGGGCAAGAUGGGUCUCCCGGCGGGCGGGGGUCUCUCCCUAUUCUGCCCCGGUGGGGAGCUCGGCCAGCCGCCGCCGGCGCAUAUGGGCAUUCCACCGCCUUACCAGCUCGAUUCCAAACUCGCAGCUGGUUUGGCGCGGACGCCCAUGUACCCUUUUCCGGGGGGUACUUACCCUUACCCCAUGCUCAGUCCGGAGAUGUCGCAAGUAGCAGCGUCGUGGCAUACUCCGAGCAUGUAUCCGAUAUCAUCGGCGGCCAGCGGCUUCCGGAGUCCGUACCCCACCUCGCUGCCCAUCACCACUUCUAGUCUAUCGAGGUAUGUUGAAUCGAGUGAAUUAUACCGGUUCUCUCCGACACUGGGCGGCGGGCUCGGCCUCGGGCUCGGCCCCGCGCUGGUGCCUCCGCCCCCCACCAAAGCGGAACUCGAGUCCCAUCAUGCGCGGUAUGCGAGGUCACUAGAAAAAGGCAACAGCAGUUCAACGAGCGACAAGCCGGCAGAGAGCUCGUCAAACUCAAACAACAAGGAGGCAAAUAAGAAGCCCCACAUAAAGAAACCUUUAAACGCCUUCAUGCUUUAUAUGAAGGAAAUGAGAGCGAAGGUGGUGGCCGAAUGCACGCUCAAAGAAUCUGCUGCCAUCAACCAAAUAUUAGGACGACGGUGGCAUUCGUUGAGUCGCGAGGAGCAAGCAAAGUACUAUGAGAAAGCGAGACAGGAGAGACAACUCCACAUGCAACUUUACCCUGGCUGGAGCGCCCGCGACAACUACGGUUACGGUUCCAAAAAGAAAAAACGGAAAAAGGAUCGAAGUCCCGCUGAGUUGGGAGGAAAUAAUUUGAAGAAAUGUCGAGCGCGAUACGGCCUCGACCAACAGAACCAAUGGUGCAAACCGUGCAGGCGGAAGAAGAAGUGCGUUCGCUACAUGGAAGCCCUGGCGGCCGCAUCGGGUACAGUGCCUCUGCCCAUGACGACGCCCCAGUCGCCCUGCUCUGAAGAAGACGUCAAACUCGAGGAAUUGUCUGACGCAUCCAGUGACGGGGAUGCUGAUACGCCUCUCAACUCAGCGUCGAGUCCAGGAGGCUUAUCAGCAUUAUCUUCCCUAGCCUCCCCUGCGUCAGACCCUCCCCCCAACCCGCCACGGAACCCCGUGGGUACCAAUCCACGCGACGCUAACAACCCCCUCUCCGUCGGACAGCUGACCAGCCAAUCCUGGCCCAGAGCCGCCCAAGCUAGGCCCGGACACGAAGUGAUAUCAGUAUCAUAGUGCCAGUGCCUGUCCUGUCAAGGACAUACGGACACGACUUUAGGAUUGGUGCUGCGUUUCUGCGAUACACUCUGUGCGCAUUUUAGCUCGAGGUUCUUUUCUUUAAUACAAACUUUUCGUGCCGAGGUAAAAUCUUUACAGAGUCUAUCGUUAUAGAAAUUAUUUGAAACUUUGCCAUAAAACGAAAGGAACUUUAACGGAAUAGCAAUUUUUUAAAAGUACACGUAGCGACAUCUGUUGUCGAGUUUUAGUAAGUAAAGCAGCGCCACCUUGGGAAUGGAUCCGGAAGCAAGUCGUGUUGGUUGUGAUAAAAAUAGGUACCAAUUUCUGAAAUUGAAAAUAUUGACGUGUUUUUGUGUGAUGCCUGGAAGUACCCGCAUUUAUGUGUACUAUACUGUUUUGUAUUAUAUUGGGUCUUCAACUUAUUCGUUAUUUAUAGAUAUGAUGUGUUACGUUACAGUUUUUAGACCAUUGUAAGCUAUACCACUAACAAAAUACUUUUGUGGACAAUGUAAUCGUAGCAACAGCACUGUGUUUGAAAGUAACACUUCGUAACUUUAAAAAUCUAGUAUUUAAAAAGUACAUCCAUCUAAUUUUUGAUUAAAAAAGUAUUUUCUAUGACCUACAAUAAAUAUUCUUACAUCCUUUACAACCAAAUGCGCGGUACUUCUAAAAAUCAUGCAAAGUAUUUAAACAACUGCCUAUACAAAACAGUCACAUUCAAAAUGAUCUCAAAAUCGUGAGCCUAAUUCAAGUCAUGUAUUUGCAUUUCAACAGUCCAUAUUAUUUAAUAUCGGAAUACAAAAUUAACUAUUUUUGCAUAGCUAGUCACAUUCGUGUGCCAUUUUUUCAUUUGAAGACAAAAAUACUUUCUUUAUUUCAAUGAAGUUUAUGAAAAGGAGAUGUUUACCAGAGAGCAUUAACGAGCUUCAAAACGAUCAAUUCACGUUUGCGUCGAGGGGAACAAGGUUUUCAUCGUCGUUGCACCAGAUGCUACAACUCAUAAUUACAAGGUACGAAGGAAGAUUCGUGUAUGAUCAUGUCGAUGUUCGACAUCAAACAAUUGUAAGAUCUAAUACGUGUUGAUCACACAACCAAAAUAGUACGUCAAAAGUUGUUUGAUCGUUUCGAAGUUCUUAUGUAUGUCAAAAUAAUAUUAUCUGAUCGAUAUUAUUGUCAGCAGUACCUGACAGCGCCAUCUAGUAAGCGCCUGAGCUAAACAAAGCCCCGGUAAAACAACUUUUACUUUGAAUUUUUGUAUUCAGAUAAUAAAAACAUGGAUUUAUUACCACAAUCGUGAAUUAAUCAUGAUUUUAGUGUACCAAAAAAGGGAAUUACAGACGUAAUUCUUUUAAAUGUUUCUUUAGACAUCAGAGUUAGAAGUCAUUAUUACUUCUGUUUUUCUUGUUAGGUAAAUAUGGGAUGUAAAAAUGAACGGUAUACAGUGGUUGAUAAUGUAGUUAUAACACAAGAAUAAAAAACCCAUACGUCCCGUGUAAUAUUAAGUGUCGUGGCCUCUUAGAAAUUUUACAUUACAAAGAUGAAAUUUCUGGUUUCAGUUCGGAUUUUCAUACACAAUUGGUUUACUUUUUAAGCACAUACAAUUUCCUUAGUAAGCCUCACUCAAGUUUAUCUUUCGGAAAUUUCCAAAUAGGAACAUUUUUACAUCCUUUAUUGAACAUAAUAUAAUUCUAAUUGCUCUCUUUAUGGACUUUUCGUGCUAAAAAACGACAUUUAUUUCCUAUAUCGAAUGGCCUGCACCAAUAAGGUUCCAUGUAGCGAUAGAGAUUUUAGUUUUAAUAUUUUCCCUUUGCUUAAAAAUGUAAAAAGUAAAAUUUAAGGCAGAGGCAAAGGGAAAAUUGUUUUUCCGUUGUGCGGAACACGUUAGACUGUCGUAGGUUAGAAUAGGAACGUUGUAUGAGUGAAUUUAUCGUUGGUAAUGUACCGAUAUUGGCCUAUUAUUCGUCUUAAUAUAUGUUUUACUACUAAAAUGCAGUUUCGCCGAGUUUACAAUACCUUAAUAUGGAAUUAGUUAAAGCGCCAUCUAGUAUUGCUAUAAUGAACUGGAAGGCUAUUUAAUCAUACAAUGUAAUUCUGACUUUAUUCGUGCUGGAAUGCGGAGCGCUAGUUUCUCUGUGCUUUUAUUAUUCCCGCAGGUCUUGUCGAUGUAAUACAUUAAUGGAUUUUGUUGCAAAAAGGCAUUUUGGUACAUAAUCAACUAUUGUAUAUGUGUAAGUACAUUCAUGAUGUAAAUGUAUAAAAUAGGUUUAAUCUAACUGUGUCAUAUUAGGUAGUAAGUGUACUAUGCUACUUACAUAAUUAUUACUAUAUAAAAAAAGAAGUUUAAAGAAAAAUAUUAGUUGAAUACAUUGACGUGCAUAUCCGAAAUUAUUUUACCAAUUUUUACAAAACGUGACCCCAUUAUAAACAAUGUUGUAUAUAAAAAUUUGUAAUUCAUUGAGUAAUAUUAGAUCAUUUUUGGUAAAAUAUUUGCAUUUAUCUUAUUAUAAAAAAAAAUUGCCCUCGGAAUGUUCUUGGAUGGUUUGUUUUAUCCACCACUUCUUUUUGUUAAUUACUUUUUUAUUGUUAUUAUUAAGAAUUUUAAUGUUGUUAAUUGAAAUAUCGAUAACCCAUGAUUUUUAAUAGAAAUUGUGCUCUCGUGAUUUGGAAUAAUAUUUUUGAAUAAUCCUGAUUUAUCAAGUCUCAAGACCAACAGUGUAUUAUUUUUACUGACAAAAAUAUGGUGUAUUAUUUGACGGACAAAAAUAACAUCAAUAUAGAAAUCGAAUUUAUUUACCAAUUAAGGUUACUUUCCCUCUGAUUAGUUUGUUUUGAUAAUUCUUUUUUUUAUUACACCUGUCUUAAUAGUGACAAAAGAUAAUAUCCACAGAGAUACUUAGUAUCGGUUUUCAUUUACCAAGCGACAUUUAUUUUUGCAUGUAUUGCUCUUCCGUAUCAUUUUGCAUGAAAUCCGAUGUGCAAUAAAUUAAAAAACGAGAAUAAUAUGGGUACUGUAUAGUUUUUUUCUAAUUAUAAAAUUAGAUUUUGCAUUAAAUUUAAUUUUUAAGUUCUAUUUUUUGAAUUGAUUUAAAAAAGGAAUAUGGAAUUUUGUUUUUUUUAACUUCGCAGUGCUUUUUACGUUCAACUUUAAUUGUAUUUUAAUGAUGUUUUUCUAAAUCCUGUGCCAAAACCAUCUAGGACUCAAAUAGCCAGGGAGACACGGAUAAUAUUUUUAACUAUUAUAAAAUAUCUGUGCCAAAUUGUAACUAUUAAAAUAACAGUUGGUGUUUCGUAAUGCCCGAUACCUCUGAAGGUCUUUUUAUGUUGAUAGAUUUUAUAGGUUGUUUUUAUUGUUAAGAGGGUAAAGACAGCUCAUAUGAGCUAGAUUAUUUCAUGAUGUUUUGUAGAGAAAUUCGUCAAAUUAGAAAACUCAAUUAUUAGGUCUGGUCCCA